AAUGUAAUCAACUUAAACCUUUGAGGGCCGAAAUGCAACACGAACAUACACAGGUAAUAAAGCUCUAAGGAAAUUAAAAGAAAAUAGAAAUAAUACUGCAAAAUUCGCUUAAAAAGGCUCUCCACCUAAAGAUUUACUUUUUUCGUCCUAAAAUAAAUUUAGAGUUGGCCCUCCUCCAUAACCAUUACGUAAGAACUUCAUUAUCCUUAGUUAGGGCACAAUAAUUUUCUGCAUUCGGACCCAGCAGAUCAACUAAAUCUAUUUUAGCAAGAAAUAACUUCUUAAAUGGAUAACCAUCAAUAACUAAUAUCAAACCAUUUUUAGACUUUAAUUAAUUUAUGAAAGGAUUAUCCUCUAAUAAUGUUAAACCUAGAUCACCUGAAACUUAAUAAGUGAAAAUUAAUAAAUCCAAAUUUUGCAGAUGUAAGGAAGUCAAAGAUUUAAUUCGAAAGGUAUUCAUUUUGAAAAUAUUAUAGGAUGAAAAUGAUACUAUUAGUAUUAAUAAUGAUAUGAGUCCUAAAUAAUAGUUACUUUUUAAUACUUCUCUUAGUAAACCAUCAUCUCCUACAAUAAAAGGGUACCUUAAUUCUAAAAAAGACAUUUAUAAAUAAUGUAUGAUUUUAUUAUUGUGAUUUAGUGAAAAAUGAUAUUGAUGUAAAAAAAGAAAUUUAUUCAUAUGCUCUUAAAAAGAUGUUAAAAGAAGGUGAUGAAGAAGAACUUAUGGAUUUUGAUCAUCGAUAUUUAAGAAGUGUGAGAUAAAGGAAAUUAAGAAAUAUUGUUCGUUUUCUAUUAGGAAGAUCCAAAGAAUAGUAAGUCUCACUUCAAGAUUUGAUAGAUAACAAAAUGACACAAUAUAAACCAUUUUAAUAAUAGGGAUCAUAUUCUUUUUUAUAUUAUGUAAAGAAAGGAUUACUCGAUAAAGUAGAAGUAUUACUUUAAUAAAACAAUCUAUAUGCAUUUGACUUUGAUGAAAAGUAGAUGACUGGUCUACACAUAGCUACAUAAAAGAAUAAUUUAAACAUGAUAAAAUUGUUAAUUACUUAUAAUUCAAAUCCACUCUCUAAAGAUUUAUCAGGAUUUACACCAUUACAUUAUGCAAUCAAACAUAACAAUAUAGUAAGUAUAUAAGUAUGUAUUAAAUUUCUAUAUAUGAGCUUUUUUUAUCAAUUAAAGUUCCAACAGAUUGCCAAUAUCCAGAUUAUUGUAAAUUAACAGAUGAUCAAUAAAUAUUAAAAUUAAUUCGAACUGCUAAAAUCAACGAUCUCAUUAGAAGAACAUAAAAACAUAAACAAAUAUAAAAAUACCUUUAAUCAAUAAUGUGA
Paramecium pentaurelia is the source of this 1322-nucleotide messenger RNA. NCBI's taxonomy places the organism in Eukaryota, Ciliophora, Oligohymenophorea, Peniculida, Parameciidae. The record is from the annotation of a GenBank genome assembly.